Messenger RNA from Sphenostylis stenocarpa, 234 nucleotides. The record is from the annotation of a GenBank genome assembly. NCBI's taxonomy places the organism in Eukaryota, Viridiplantae, Streptophyta, Magnoliopsida, Fabales, Fabaceae.
AUGGUGGAUUGUGUAUUGAGAAUAAGGGUCUUGGGCAUCUUGGAAAAUCUUUUCAUCGGAAGAGACUUCGCUUUCUUAGGAGAAGGUUCAGUCUUUUGGGGAAAAAGUGGAGUUGGUUUAAGAGAUUGUCUUGAAAUUGUUGGAAAUACUUUUGAUGGCCUUACAUACUUUAGCACUUCUUCCGCUCGAGAGAUAGGUUUCUUGGUUCCUUCAGCUGUCACUUCUUUGUCGUAG